AUGUCCAGCGACCCGGAUAAUCCGACUGUGUUCGAUUCCAAUCCGACUGUAGAAGAAGCUAUUUCUAGUUCCUACGGCUACUCUAGUUCCCGCUCCGCCCCGCCGCCGCCGGUCCCCAUCGACCUCGAAUUUGAACUCCUUAUCCUUAUCCUCAUUGAGUAA
Messenger RNA from Neurospora tetrasperma FGSC 2508, 162 nucleotides. RefSeq lists its product as uncharacterized. The transcript is spliced from 2 exons. The coding region runs from base 1 to 162 and encodes 53 amino acids. The record is from RefSeq and is a predicted model, not a curated record. NCBI's taxonomy places the organism in Eukaryota, Fungi, Ascomycota, Sordariomycetes, Sordariales, Sordariaceae.